Molecule: messenger RNA, 696 nt
Organism: Cucurbitaria berberidis CBS 394.84
Lineage: Eukaryota; Fungi; Ascomycota; Dothideomycetes; Pleosporales; Cucurbitariaceae
Exons: 3
Coding region: 1-696 (231 amino acids)
Biological process (GO): GPI anchor biosynthetic process
Cellular component (GO): mannosyltransferase complex; endoplasmic reticulum membrane
Molecular function (GO): mannosyltransferase activity
Source: RefSeq, a predicted model, not a curated record
AUGCGCGUCGUCCUGGCUGGCCUGCUCUGCAUCGUCACACAAGUCUGGACGGUGAAUGCCAACGUCGAGAAGACAGUCUUCCUCGCCCCCGGUCCUGUGACGCUCCCCAAUGUCCCGCCCAGCCUAGACGACCUCCGUCUACCCGUCCUGUCGCCCUCCCACUCCAUUCUGCCCACGCAGCUGCCCGUCCACUUUCCCUCCGCGUCGCUGCCCCGCGGUCUGGAGUCCUGGUACCUUCUUCGUGCACUGGACGAGGGGCGAAGGUACGAAGUGCGCAUCUGCUGGCCUGCCACGCAACCCACCGACUUCUGGCUUGACACUUAUCCUAUUACCCAAGUAUACGAUACCCCGGAUCUCAUAUCAUCUUUGGCGCAAUACAGUGAGCAGCUUCAGCACCCGACUCUCCCAGCCCAACGGUACAACAAAGACACGACCCCUCAGUCUGUCCUGUUCUUGCGCAUCCAGGCUGCAGCGUCAUACUAUUCGACGAACCGCACGUUGAUGGAAAACCCUCCGCCAGUACAUGUAGACAUCAUUCUUGAUCCCUUUGUCCUGAACAUACUGCCGCAGUCGUUGGGCCCGUUCGCCUUGUACGUCAGUGCAGUAGCUGUGGGAGCUUGGUUUCUCUCGGGGUACAUUUAUCGCUGGCUGCUCUCCAUUUCAGCUGAGCUGCCUAGCAAACCGCAUACCGAUUGA